Messenger RNA from Clarias gariepinus (North African catfish), 3112 nucleotides. It is a transcript of the gene tmem198ab, whose product is annotated as transmembrane protein 198b. The record is from RefSeq and is a predicted model, not a curated record. Bases 550 to 1653 code for a protein of 367 amino acids. Gene Ontology annotation, biological process: positive regulation of canonical Wnt signaling pathway. Lineage: Eukaryota; Metazoa; Chordata; Actinopteri; Siluriformes; Clariidae. Gene Ontology annotation, cellular component: cytoplasmic vesicle; plasma membrane. The transcript has 5 exons.
GUUAUGCGUACAGAUGACUAUACAAGCGAGAAAAUACUGAUAGUCUGGAGGUUUAUUCACCUAACUAGCUCAUCUUUAUGGACAGUGCAGUAAGUGUUAAUGUGCAGAAUGCACACUGGUUGUAAUCCCGCUGCUGUCCUGACGCUGUGAAUGCGCUGCCGGGUGAAGCGCCGCACCGGAGCGCAGACUGACAACAGCGGUGAGAAGGAAAGGAAGAAAGAAACGGGCGCAUCUGACAACAACUUAGACACUGAGGUUAAUUGAUUAUUUAAGCGUCUAUCCUCAGCUCUUUCUGGCAGAACUGAGCAAGCGGGAUUGGAAAGCCGAUUCUCGCUGGAGAUGAUGCGGAAUUCGGCGGUUGCGCAAAGCCGCAACGAAGGACACAGGCCGAGCGGAGGGGAGCGCAGGAGGAUGCUUAUUCCCUGCCAGGGUAGAUCCAUGUGGACAGGAGGUGUUCCAUAAUCACAAAGCCCCUCCCCUUCCCUUACCCAUUCCCCUCCUUGGAUCCUGCCAUUGGUGGUGCUUUUCACCUAUCACACCUUGGUCACCAUGACGUCCUCUCUGCAGACGUUGGCCUUUAAACUGGCUCCGCCUCCGCGAGAAGUCGGUCCGGAGCCAUUGGACCCUUGCGAUUUAGGAACGGAGCGUCGGUAUGAGGUGGUACCCUCCGUUGUCUGCUCCAUGUGCUGCCUGUUCGGCAUCAUCUACUGCUUCUUCGGCUACCGCUGUUUCAAGGCUGUGCUCUUCCUGACAGGCUUAAUGUUCGGCUCUGUGGUGGUCUUCCUGUUGUGCUAUAAGGAGCGAGUACUGGACACACAGCUGAGCGCUGAGGCAAGCGCGGGCAUCGGAUUGGGCAUCGGCACACUGUGCGGUCUGGUCACCAUGCUGGUGCGCAGCGUUGGUCUCUUUAUGGUCGGCCUGCUGCUGGGUCUGUUGGCAGGCAUUGGCACUCUGGUGGGCAUGGAGGAGCUGUCGUCAGCGCCGCCACGCUCGGUGUGGGUGCCGCUCGGGGUGCUUCUGGGCCUGGGAAUGCUCUUUGCUGUCCUGACGCUGCAGUGGCAACGCUUCUUCACCACUUUAUCUACAGCAGCAUUCGGAGCAGCAGUCAUUGCUGUGGCAGCCGAUUACUUUGUGGAGCUGUUCGCAUUGGUGCGCUACAUCUAUGAGCGGGUGAAGGCUGUUCCUGCUCGCUCAGAAUGUUGGGUGACGUGGGCAGUGCUUGGAGCCUGGCCUGCCCUCGCCCUGCUGGGAGCACUCGUUCAGUGGCGUGUGACAGCUGAGGGAUAUUCUCACACUAAAGUGAUGAUAAGUCGUCAGCAGCGGCGAGUGCAGCUCAUGCGGAUCCGGCAGAAGGAAGAAAGGAGAGAGUGCAGCAGGAAGAAGAGGAGAAAGCAGCAGUCGCAACACCACACACACUCAGGCAAAGCCAUGCACCCUGAACCACCGUACCGCAGGAAACCCCAGCCCGUCCGACGCUAUGACGGAGACGUGCUCUCUCCGAGCUACAUCCAGAGUUUCCGAGAGCGGCAAGGGGAAGGGUGUGCGUAUCCUGGUGCCCGGCUCUCCGGCACACACACAGCUGUGGACAUUGACUACGACUGCGGGUCCACGGUCCCCCUCACCUCCGGGGCUGGACCUAACCCUCGAGUGUGACGACACACACUCUGAGGCAUUCAUCUCACUGUCCUAGUGCUGUCUCGGGCCCAUCUGUGUGCGCGCACGGCUGUAAGAACGGUAUAGACAAUGAGCCGGGGUCGGGGGGAAGCUGCAGGCAUGAGCAUGUUGCUUAAGGAGUGAAUUCAAGACUUGCACGCACCUAGACAUAACCAUACACACUCUCAUCCAUGCAUACGCACACUACUGCUGAACACGUGCCCGAGCCCGAGCCCUUGUCAGUCACACUUGGGAUUACGAGCUGAAGAAUCAACCGAGGUCCGGCUCUGUCACACUGUCGUUGUUUUUGUUGUUUUAAACAUAACGUCAGUGUGAUAAAGCGGCACAGCGAACCUCUAUAACCAUUUCCUGUAUGUCCUGCAUUACUGCAAUGAUAAAAAUUCUCUCUUGGUGCUGAAAAGAUCCUUCUUCUCAUCCGUGGAUUCUAUCGUUUACAUCUGCAUCGUCAUAUUUCACUUUUUUCAUAACGAACUGUUACCAAAUAGCUGUGCAGGAGGGGGAUUGCCUUGAGGCUCCAGUGGGAGGCUGUUUCAGGAGAAUCUGCUCCUUGGUCUUGUUUUAACAAGGCUGCAGGGGAACGAGCCAUAUUACAGCAGACUCUCUGGUGCGGUCUGAGCGUGUGGGUUUUUUAAUUUAAUUUAUUUCUUUUUUCCUUGUGAUGGUGACAGGAAAACAAGCGGUAAAACGAUACUCAGGGACGGCUGGAACACUGCGAUCUGUUGAAAUUAAUGGCAAUAGUGGUAGUAGCACUAGCUGUUGGAGUUCGGAGAAUGAAACACGGAGCUCUCUUUUUUUUUUUUCAUAGUUGUAUUUUUGGACAUCCCCAGAGCCGUUUGGCAUCAGCGAAUCCCUUGUGAAAUCCUGUCGCUCAUUGCUGUGCUUUUUGCCGUGCCGUUUUGAAGUGUAGUGAUGAUGCUGAUGCCAUCUAUUAACAUCUGUGGUGUUGUCAUGAACAAGAUUUUUGAUCAUCUGUGUGCUUGAUCGAAGCGUGCUCUUCCGGGGUAUCUGUUAAUCUUUCUCUUUUUCUUUCUCUAUUGUUUUUUUGUCCUACUUGAAAAUUACAGUCGAGUCGCUGCAUUUCCGUUUUGUACAUACUGUAGAAUGCACAUUUACUGUUUAAUUUGUCUUUAUUAUUUAUUUGACUUACUUUUAGUGUUUUUUUAUUAAUGUGACGCUGAGUCACGACAGGCAUAUUAUUUAUUCCACAGCUUAUUUAUUUUGCAUCCGAGACAUGCUUACACACAUUCCCCUCCUCUGACAGCAGAGUUUGCUCGAAAAAAAACAACAACGAGCGAACGUUUCUCAUCAGGACAUGCACCUUACAAUCUAAUGUUAUUCUUAUUGUAAUUAUUAUAAAGCAUGUAUUUGUAUGAACCUGAAUAUUACGAUAAAGUAUGUGAUUCCAACAUGUGGGAUGUGAGAUGUUUUUCUUGGAUAC